Molecule: messenger RNA, 1611 nt
Organism: Monoraphidium neglectum
Lineage: Eukaryota; Viridiplantae; Chlorophyta; Chlorophyceae; Sphaeropleales; Selenastraceae
Exons: 6
Coding region: 1-1611 (536 amino acids)
Source: RefSeq, a predicted model, not a curated record
AUGAGGGUGCUCGCGAUCAUCCUGCUGGCAGGAUUGGUUGCAGGCGCGGCCGCGCAAGUGCGCGCCAACGACUUCAACUUCUUCCCAAGCGCCGCGGCGGCCAACUGCACCCAGGGCGACUGCGCGUUCCCGGCCGCGUGGUGGCGGCGCAACCAGACCGAGUACAAGGCCCUGGGCAACGCCAACGGCGCCGGGCUGCUCAAGAUCGCGGUCAGCGAUUAUUUCCCAGAGGGCCCCACCCUGUACGUCGUGCCAGGCGCCUGGUGCGACACCUCGGGCGCGCUCGCCAACGCGUCCACCAGCGGCCUGCGCCCGCGCGCGUCGCGGCGGCGCUUCCUGCGUUUCCUGAUGGCGGACGAGGCCAAGGCGUGGCAGCCGCCCAGCGUGACGGUCAACGGCGGCAUGACCUGCACCAUCCUGGGGGAGGACGCCGUCAGCUACAAGGUCGGCGGCGGCGCGGCGCAGGCGGCGGAGCGCGUGAACAACGGCGCCUACAAGAUCCCGCUGCCCAACAACAUGGCCGACGGUGAGACCUGUGUGGAGGUGAUGGCGGUCUACAACACGAGCCGUGUGGCCACCAGCCCGCGCUACGACCAGUGGUACGAGCCCCUGGGUGAGGACACCACCACCUUCAGCCGCAAGUUCUGCCUCUACAAGCUCACAAAGCAGGCCGACGCGACCCUCAAGUUCGACAUGUGCACCUCCAACAAGUUCACCCUGAACAUCAGCAACAUCACCCCCCUGCCGGUCAACGUGUCGCUCAACGACAAGCCGCUGCCGGCCAACCUGUUCCGCCCCCUCAUCAAGAUGUGGGGCGGCAAGGUGUCUGAGCUGGACGGCAGCCCCAGCGGCAACGCAUACGACGAGCUCUCCAGCCGCAGCGAGGCCAACUACAUCGCCAAGUUCUUCCCCAUCGCCAGCUCCUACGCGGGCGAGAAGCUCAGCUUCCCGCUGAGCGAGAAGCUGCAGGAGGGGUACUACGAGGUGUCCGCCGUAAUCUCCAUCGUCACCCAGUACCCGGCCCUGACCAACCUGACGGGCCUCAACCAGAUCACGCAGGACGACGAGUCCGGCACCAGCUCCAAGGUCACGGGGCUCUUCGAGGCGGCGUCCCGCAUGAUCCACAACGCCACCCUGGUGGGCGUGCAGAAGAACAGCACCCUCACCACGCUCAGCGCCAUCAGCAGCGCCAGCCACUCCGCGGGCGAGGCCGUGCAGGCGGGCGACAAGAUCGUGCUCAACUGGAAGUUCCGCGGCAUCGGCUCCGCGACCUGCACGCACGACGGCCAGCCCGCGAGCAACGCGGCCAACGGCAAGUGCGUGAGCCCGCUCACCAUCACGGCCAAGGACUUCGGGUCGGCCAAGACGCGGCACAAGGUGGAGGUGACGUUCACGGACGUGUGCGGGCGCGUGAAGAACGCGGGCUUUGAGUACAACCAGGAGGGCGUCAAGACGCUCAGCGCCACGGAGGCCCUCAACGACGACGGCACCAUCCGCAUCGUCGGCGGCGGCAACAUCGGCGGCGGCGCGUACAACGCCGCGGGCGGGUUGCGCGCGGCGGGCAGCCUGGUGCUGGGCGUGCUGGGCGCGCUGGUGCUGCUCCUGCUGUGA